GUAGCUGCCUUACUGUUGGGAAAGUUCCAGGGUCUGACUGAGAGAAUUUACAUCACUGAUUGCCAAUAUCCAUAUGAGUUGGGAGGAUACAUCCAGGGAGCCUUAAAUUUGUAUAGUCAGAAAGAACUGUAUGACUUCUUUCUGAAGAAGCCCAUUGUCCCCGAGGACAUCCAGAAAGGAAUAAUCAUCGUGUUCCACUGUGAAUUCUCCUCAGAGCAGGGCCCCCGAAUGUGCCACUUUCUGAGAGGAGAGGACAGGGCUCUGAACCAGUAUCCUGCAUUGUACUACCCAGAACUGUAUAUCCUCAAGGGAGGUUACAGAGACUUCUUUCCAGAAUAUAUGGUAAGGGUGUGUGAACCACAGAGCUACUGCCGUAUGCAUCACCAGAACCACCAGGCUGAUCUGCUGAAAUGUCAAAGCCAGAGCAAAGUCCAGGAAGUGGAACGGCAGCUAGAGGAACAGAUCACACUGUUGGUGAAGGACAUGAGCCCAUUAUAG
This is a messenger RNA of Castor canadensis (American beaver), 498 nucleotides long. The record is from RefSeq and is a predicted model, not a curated record. Lineage: Eukaryota; Metazoa; Chordata; Mammalia; Rodentia; Castoridae.